CUCCAUUUGCGCAUGCGUAUAUGAUGGCAGACGCUCCAUUUUGGAUCUUCGGGGCUACAGUGGCUAGCUGUUAGUGUUAGCUUUUCUCUCUGCCGGGUUUCUGUUUUCCCGCUUUGAUAUUUACGUUGAGUGAACAGAGAGCCGCGUGGUGAACACAUCAAAGUGUUCCUGUGAGAGAGGGAUGGACGGAGAGGAGGACGACUUCCUGUCCGGGAGACACUCAGAUGACGGAGGCGGCACUCCAGUUCAAGAUGAGCACCAAUCAGACGGCGAGGAGAUGAGGAGCGACAGACACCAAUCUGAGGACGAGGCGAGCCACGAUGGAGAUGCUCGGCCGGCCAUGGAGACCGGCGGGGCGGCGAGCGGCUCGGACAACGAGGACCAGCGAGGGGCCGACAGCGACUCAGAGGCGGAGGCUCCUCGACCCGCCGACAGCGACGAUGACUCCCCGGUCAAACGCCGGAUGAGCGAGUCGGACAACGAGGAGUCGUCGCCCGUCAAACGAGGCGGCACUUCAGACAACGAGGAGGAAGGAGGCUCGUCUCCCGUCAGACGAAGGAGGAGCAGCUCGGACGUCGAGGAGACGCCCAAAGUGGCUGCAGACAGCGACUCAGAGCACGAGGACGCCAAACCCGCCGCGUCUCCGGACCGUCGGUCCAACGCGGACAGUGACUCUGACACAGAGACGCACGCCAGACGGAAGGCGGCGCAGAUAGACUCUGAUAACGAAGAGGAGGAGAAACGACCGGAGGAGACGGAGGGAGGAGGAGGAGGAGGAGGAGGAGGAGGAGGAGGAGGGAAGUGGAAGGCUGUGAUGCAGUCUGACAGCGAGGAGGAGGAGGAGGAGGGGAAGAGGACGAAGGCUGCAACACGAAGUGAUGAAGAGCAGGAAGAGGAGGAGCCAAAGAGGCAAAGAGACGACAGUGAGGACGAGGACAACAAGCCGGUGAAGAGGAAGAAGGCCAUCCUGUCCGACAGCGAGGAUGAGGACGAGGAGAAGGCGGACAAACCGGCCGUGAAGAGGAGUCGGGCGAUGUCUGACGACGAGAACUCGGACAGCGAGGCGGCGUCGGGCGGCCCCGAUAAGAGCAUGGCGGCCAAGCUGAGAGAGCUCGGCUCGGACAGCGGGAGCGACGACGACGAGAGGUCGAAGGCGGCGCCGGGGCAGAAGGACGAGAAGGCGCUGUUCGGUAGCGACAGCGAGUCUGGAGAAGGAGAAGAGGAGGAGAAAAUGAUCGCUGACAUCUUUGGAGAGUCUGGAGACGAGGAGGAGGAGGAGUUCACG
Messenger RNA from Labrus bergylta (ballan wrasse), 1285 nucleotides. The record is from RefSeq and is a predicted model, not a curated record. Lineage: Eukaryota; Metazoa; Chordata; Actinopteri; Labriformes; Labridae.